AUGCCUGGGAAUCUCAUUGUUUCCAAAGAACGAAAAAUAGUUAUGAAUGUUUUAAGGUAUUUUAAAAAUGAAUUUUCUCAAAACCAAUUAAGUAUCCCACUUUGUCAACCGAUCAAAAGAGCUGCGGAAGCGACCGGUGUUUCGACUAGAACUGUAAAUCGUAUAAAGCGGGAAGUAACGAAUACUGGCGAUGUAAAGUCUCCCUCGAAACGAAGACGCAUCGGAAAAUUAAUUUGUUCUUUUACCCGUUUGGAUGAUUUUGACUUUUGUGUUAUAAAACAAACUGGCAGCGAAUUUUAUGCCAGAAAUGAAGUGCCUUCUUUACGAACUUUUCUGCCAGCUGUUAAGGAAAAGAUCAAUUUUCCCUGGAAAGUGGAAACACUAAGACGUGUUCAACAGAAAAUUGGAUUCAAAUGGAAGCGAUCUGUAGAUAAAAGGAAAAUUGUCAUGGAAAGGCCCGACAUCGUGCAAUGGAGGUACAGGUGUUUAAGAGAUAUUAAAAAAUACAGGGAUAGCAAACGAGCUAUUGUCUAUUUAGAUGAAACUUGGAUAGAUAGAAACUUGUCAUUUGGGAAGUGUUGGCAGCUCGACAAGAUUGGAGCUGUCACCAAACAAACUGCUGGGAAAGACUUGAUCGUUGUUCAUGCAGGAAGCCAGGAUGGUUUUAUAGAAGGAGCAAGCUUAGUUUUUCAGUCCGGAACAGCCAAAGGAGAUUAUCAUGGCCAAAUGAACUAUGAUAACUUUUCCAAGCGGCUGCAAGAAAAACUUCUUCCUAAUAUUCCUCCACAUUGUGUGAUUUGCAUGGACAAUGCUUCUUAUCACACAAAAGUGUUAAAUCCUGUACCUUCAAAAUAUUCCACAAAGAAAAAGUUAUCAGAAUGGUUAGAAGAACGCCUUAUUCCAUUUGAUGUUAAUAUGCGUAAGCCUGACUUAUACGAUUUAGUUGUAUCCCACGCCCCUCCAUUCAAGAUGUCUUGUGUGGAUGAAAUUUUAAAAGCAAAUGGUCAUGAUGUCUUAAGAAUUCCGCCAUAUCAUUGUGAUUUAAAUGCCAUCGAAAUGGCAUGGUCAUCCACAAAAAGAUACGUGCGGGAUAGAAAUAUUAAUGGCGAGCUCAAUAUAACAACGCUAAGAGAUCUGACCAUAAAUGGACUUUUAAACGUGACAAAAAAUGAAUGGAAGAGUUUUUGUGACCAUGUUAAAAAGGUUGAAAAGAAAUAUUGGGAGAUUGACAAUCUAGUUGAACAAACUAUCGAUGAGAUUAAUUUCGUUGUAGGGGAUGAUUCAGACGAUUCAAAAGCAACUACCUCUGCCGAAUCUGAUUUCGAAUAUAACAGCGAGUCCACUUUAAGCGGCACUGAAAUAAUAUUCUAA
Messenger RNA from Argiope bruennichi, 1371 nucleotides. RefSeq lists its product as uncharacterized. The record is from RefSeq and is a predicted model, not a curated record. The transcript has a single exon. Bases 1 to 1371 code for a protein of 456 amino acids. Gene Ontology annotation, molecular function: nucleic acid binding. Lineage: Eukaryota; Metazoa; Arthropoda; Arachnida; Araneae; Araneidae.